AGCGAUCCGGACAGUCGACGUGGCGGAACCAGUAACAAUAGGGACACCUGUCGUGUCACCCGGUCCGACCACUUCACUUCAGUACUUCGCACGAAUCUUCUCAGGACGAACAGGUGUCCGAGUCUCUUCGCUUCCAAGAUUCUUAAAGAUCGGCCAGAACGCGUUACCGCAGAGAAAAAGUAGCGCCAAGGAAAGCAGAUAUUUUCCCCGACGAGUCCAUGGAUUGGGCGGCGAAGAUGUGACGUUUGGAGAGAGAAAAGAGGACCGGACAACCCGAGAACAUCUAUACUUAGCAGACAACUAGAGGCGCUCGCCCGGGAAGUCCACACGGGGCCUCCACAGGAUUUCCAUCAGACCAGAUUUUGAAACUUAGUCUUAGAUUUUCGCUGGCUCUGUGGUUGGUAGAAUCGUUGUAUAUAUCUAACAGCUGUGCGGACAUCGUAUAGGCAGAGAUAAGGACCAUACUUGGACUCUCAAGUCAAGCAAGACAGGAGAAAAAGAUCUAAGAUGACGUCUUAUAUCGACCCCCCUGCGGACCUGAGUGUCUCCAGCUCCAGAUGCGCCAGUCCGGCCGUCCUGCCGGUAACCGGUUGUUACGGAAGACCAGACCCACAGAUCGUCAAUGUGCGAGUGUCGCCUCCCAAUAGUUCUACUAGUUUAGCAGAGGCCUUCAGAGAGCCGCCGCAGCCUCCUGAGAGAGAUGAGCCGAAAAAGGACCAGUCGGGUCCUGAGUACACGUGGCAGCUGAAACCGCAGGACUCAAAGAUGCAGACUCUGUAUAACUUCAACGAAGUUGCGAUACCACCAAAGAACCAGUUCUACCCAUCAGACGAGACCUCACAUGAGAAGUUGAAACUCCUGUACGGAGACAGCAAAAUCAGUCCGUGUUGUGAUAACUGUUCCUCUCCCUGCUGCUGUCCAGCUUGUUCUUGUCAGAGUUGUGUGAUCCUAUAGCCCCCUAUUUUAACAAGAAAUGUCACCACUCCUGAGGCGUCGCCAAAAAAGUUUAGUCAGCCUAACUCACACUUUGAUACUAUCGGGUAGCCUCCACCAGGCCUUUCUACGGGAAUACGGAUUGUAGAAUUCGGCAACAAAGAGAGUAAAAUUGGCCAAGGGAGUCCGGCCGCGGGGAGGUACAGUAGUUUCUUUCCCUCCGAGUACGCGGCCAGUCAAA
Messenger RNA from Branchiostoma belcheri (Belcher's lancelet), 1174 nucleotides. RefSeq lists its product as uncharacterized. Lineage: Eukaryota; Metazoa; Chordata; Leptocardii; Amphioxiformes; Branchiostomatidae. The transcript is spliced from 4 exons. Bases 508 to 954 code for a protein of 148 amino acids. The record is from RefSeq and is a predicted model, not a curated record.